AUGGGUGCGUGUGCGCUUAAGAACACAAACACCUUGCCGGGGGCAGUGAACACCAAAAUGCUGGCAAAUGACCCAUUUGCUGGGUUUGCGGAAGCCAAACGUCUUCCACGCGCGGGCCCCGCGGGAGGCCCGACCCCCGCCCCGCCCCGCCCCGCCCACGGCGGCGGCGGCUGCGCCCACCCACGGCGGCCCCAGCCCCCGGACCACCGGGGUUCCCCCCCCACCGCCUCCCCAUCCCCCGACCGGAUCGGACCGGACCUGACCGGACCGGAGCGGACCGGAGCGGGGCUGGGGCCCGCCAGCGGCGGCGGCGGCGGCGGCGACGACGACGACGACGCCGGCCCCCGGGACAUCGUGGUCAAGUUCCUCCGCUCCAAGCUGGCGCAGCGGGGCUUCCACUGGGACCCCCCCGGGGGCUCACCGCCCGUCCCCGGGCCCUCCCCCCCCGGGACCCCCGGCCCGCCCCCCGGCGUCCACCGGGCCCUGCGCCAGGCCGGGGAGCGGUUCAGCCGGCGCUACCGACGGGAGCUGUGCGGCCUGUGCGGCCGGCUGCACCUGAGCCCCUCCACGGGCCGGGCCCGCUUCGCCGCCGUGGCGGACGAGCUGUUUCGGGACGGGGUCAACUGGGGCCGCAUCGUGGCCUUCUUCGAGUUCGGGGCCGCCCUGUGCGUGGACGGCGCCCACCGGGAGAUGGCCGGCCUGGUCGACGGCGUCGCCCGCUGGAUGACCGACUACCUGAGCCGACGGCUGCACCCCUGGAUCCGGGACCACGGAGGAUGGGACGCCUUUGUGGAGCUGUAUGGAGAGCCGGUGCGGCCGAGGCUGGAUCUCUCGUGGCUUUCUCUCAAGACCCUGCUAAGCCUGAUUGUGGUGGGAGCCUGCAUCACCUUGGGGGCUUACUUUGGGCACAAGUGAAACCCCCACGGGCUAGGGCGCGGACUUCCCACCCCUCACCAAACUGCUAAAGUGGCCCUUUUGUGAGGCACAGAAUGGACAUCGUGGGCGUCGUACGAGGAGAACACACUGCCCACCUAAAAUGUUGUCAGUUACUUCCUGCCAAAAGGAAAUGUCACCUGUUUUCACAUGGUGAAGAAAGAGAUUUAUUUAUUUAAGGCAUUUACGUUACACCUCCUGACUUCUGACACUCUGCUGCUUGUGGCAAAUGCCACUCAAUAGAGCUUCCUAGAAAAUCCCUCGGGCCUGCCCUGCUGUCAAGACCGCACCUCCCAGGUCCCCUGUGUUCACACCCGCCGGCAGGACCACACGCCUCCAAAAACCUUAUGUUCCUGUAUCCACUGGCAGGACCGCAUCUCGGAAAUCCCUGUGCCCACGCUUGCUGGCAGAACCGCACUUCCCAAAUCCCUGUGCCCGCACCCGUUGGCAGGACCACACUUCCAAAAUCCCUUUGCCGGCACCCGCUGGUAAGACCGCAUCUCAGAAAUCCCUUUGCCUACAUCCCCCGGAGGGUCCAUACCUUGGAAAUCCUUGUGUCCAUGCCCACUGACAGAACUGUACCUCAGAAAUCCUUAUCCCCAACACCCCCCCACCACCCGACACGCCCCAGGAGGACCGCACCUUAGAAGAGCCAGCACCCAGCUUGCCUGCCUGCCCCCAGAGUUGCUGUUCCUUUUAAUCCUGUUCUCUCGCCCUGAGGAUUUGAAUCUUGAGAGAAAGGGAACCCCAGUUGGGAGACGGCCAUUUCCUGCCAAAAGAGAAGCCAAGCACUUGGUCUCUUCAGCACAGAGGGCAGCUUGUCCCCUCGCACCUGGAGAACAACAUUGCCGGUGGGGCCGACCUGACCAGGACUCUCCCCAGGGGCAGAGGGAGAGAUGGGUUUCGAGCGGGCAUAUUUUUUUAAGCUAUAUUUUUUUAAGCUAACUCCAGGUUAAGGUAGCAAAGAGCCAAUUGGUCCCAUUGUCCUGAAGGCAGAAAGAAAUCGAUUGUUAGGGAGACUGGUUAAUUCGAACAUGCAAAUGCUCAGCUGUGUACCAGCCAGCAUGGCCGGAGCCUUGGGGGAGCAGGGAUGGAAGCCUUGUACACGCAGGGAAGGUGGUGGAUGGUCUGAGAAUCCUUCAUCACCAGUAUAGGUCCAGAAGGAGGAGGCACCAGGGCCCGCCUCCUCAAGGGAAGACGCACCGGCCAGUUCAGCCUGGCUGGCACGUCCCAGCUAGCAUGUCGCAGCCAGCAGCUCUGCCUUGCCACAAGGCCGGGGCAGCCCCUCGUCCUUGUGGUCGCCACCUCGAGAUCCUUCCCAGUCACGGGAUGUGCCAAACCCGGAAGCUGCAGAGCUACAAAGUCCCCGACAAGGAAGAGGCUCCAGCCCAGCUUGGCGGGCUCCAUUGCGCUUUUUUCAGUCACCUAAACUGGCAUCUGGCCAUUUUCAAUCGCAAGUGUGGAGUUUUGGAACUAGAGUUUCUCACGGAGGCCAUUUCUUAUAAAGACUGUCAACUGGAGAUAGAAACGGCUGAGGAUGCCACCGUCCAUUUUCUCCAUCAUCCAUCCCAGUGUCCCACCUGUCCUACCACCUAUCUGUGUGCCCCACCGUUUGCCAUCUGUCCCACUGCCUGACCAUCUGUCCCUUGACCGCCCAUCCUUCCUGGUGCCCCUCUAUCUGUCCAUCCAAUCCACCUUCCAUCCCAAUGCCUCACUGCCUCCCCAUCCACUCGUCCAUCCGUGUGCCCCACCUCUCAUUGGGCAGCUGCUUGACCAUGGCCCAAACAAAGGAAAGUGCCACCGGGAGAGGGUGACCCACUAACCCCUUUAGGCCAGAGAUUGGACCUAGGAACCCGUGCCUCCGGCGCUGCCCCCUCUGCGGGGACAGGGUUGGGGAUUUGGCUGGAGUAGCAGGUUGGGGUGGAGCGGGGCCACGGGGGCCGUGCACACCUGGCCCGAAAGGUCCCUGCCAUGAGGGACGACUGAUCGUCCACAGACGUCCCCGCUGCCCUUCUUGUGGCUGCCUUGUGCCCGAGGACCUGGUUCCCGCCAGAUGGCCCGGGAGUCAGUGGACAUCCUGCAGCCAUGGCCCCCUGACUGGCCGAAACAACAGAAAGGGGACAGUGAGUCAAUUAGUCAAUCAGUCAUAUUUAUUGAACGCUUACUGUGUGCAGAGCACUGUUACUAAGCACUUAGGAGAGUAUAGUACAGAAGAGUAGGUAGACACGAUCCCUGCCCACAAGAGAGCUAGAUACCUGCUCAGCUGUUAAGUCAGGACACAAUCUCAUUAAGCGUAGAAACAGUCUCGGGUCGCUCAUGGAAUAACUUUGUGGCAUUAGAAACCAUUUCUAUGUAUUAACUAUGGAAUGUAUUAUGUUCAGUGUUUAAUGCUGUAGUUGACGUGUUUUCAAAGCUGCUUAUUUUUUAGAUUUGUGCAUCUCAGCAUCCUAUUUAGUUCUGGCCUCUACACUAUUUGGUAGAAAAGAUGACGAGAAUGUUACAUUUUGUAUUUUAAUAUUUCAGAAAGAUAUAAUGGAACAAGAUUUCCUCUUAAUCUCU
Molecule: messenger RNA, 3492 nt
Organism: Tachyglossus aculeatus (Australian echidna)
Lineage: Eukaryota; Metazoa; Chordata; Mammalia; Monotremata; Tachyglossidae
Gene: BCL2
Product: BCL2 apoptosis regulator
Exons: 4
Coding region: 1-915 (304 amino acids)
Biological process (GO): negative regulation of intrinsic apoptotic signaling pathway; extrinsic apoptotic signaling pathway in absence of ligand; intrinsic apoptotic signaling pathway in response to DNA damage
Cellular component (GO): mitochondrial outer membrane
Molecular function (GO): protein heterodimerization activity; protein homodimerization activity
Source: RefSeq, a predicted model, not a curated record